Messenger RNA from Closterium sp. Naga37s-1, 372 nucleotides. The record is from the annotation of a GenBank genome assembly. NCBI's taxonomy places the organism in Eukaryota, Viridiplantae, Streptophyta, Zygnematophyceae, Desmidiales, Closteriaceae.
AUGGCUAGAGGGUAUCGCGCGGCGCGCUUGAGCAGCGAGAGUGUCGCUGGCUAUCUGAGCACAACUAGCAAGUUCCCCUCUAGUUUCCUGCUGUCGAGCGCACCUCCGCAUGCGACGGAGCACCAAUGUUUUGAGUGCCAACACCACUGCCAAGCCUCUGAAUUUUGUCUUCCAAGGCUGAAGGACUUAAAUCUUUGCACCCCACAACAUCAGAAGGAGCAGAACGUGAAGCAGGUGCAGGAACUGCAGGUGGCUUGUGCUGAGCUCUCCUCAUUGCCUUCUGGCCGGGCUGCUUAUCAGAAGCGUGGCGCUAUCUUUUUCCUCACCGACAGCAGUACGCUUAAGGAGAAGAAGCAAGGUAGGAAGAAUUAG